Molecule: messenger RNA, 327 nt
Organism: Aureobasidium namibiae CBS 147.97
Lineage: Eukaryota; Fungi; Ascomycota; Dothideomycetes; Dothideales; Saccotheciaceae
Exons: 2
Coding region: 1-327 (108 amino acids)
Source: RefSeq, a predicted model, not a curated record
AUGAGCCUGACGACUAUAAUUUCGGAAGUGUUCCCCGAUCAAAUAUUGCUCCUUUGCACAUACCACGGUGCCACUCACAUCUUUGCUCUGUUGCACUCCUCACAUCCCUGGAUCUUGGUGGCCUGGCUCCUCCUGUUGGCGGCAUCCUUACCACCGCCGGAAUCUGAUGUCGUCGACACCCUUGGCGAGGACCUCAAGAAGCGUCAGGCUCCCGGUCUCCUCGAGGAUCUCUCUCCUGAGGUUGCUGCUCUCCUUACCUCUCUCGGUCUUGGUGGUCUUGCUCCCCCCGUCGGUGCCAUUGUUGCCACCGCUGGCCAGGACGUGUGA